CUAACGGCAGUGAUAUAUCAUCGUUGUUGCCAAAUUUCGGUACUGACAAUAAAGCGGUAUUAGUCAGCAGAAGAAAGUAUUUUAUUUUUUAGGAAAAAGUGGUUGGGAAAUUAUACUCAAAUUUUGUAAUCCGAGUCUGGCGUCACUCAGCCUUGCGGCCGGCAACGCUCCUGUUCAAACUUAUAAAAACGAUGAUGUGCAACGCACGGUGAUCAGUGAUCGCACGCGCUUAUGGUUAGGUGAGCUAGGUGAGGACGGCGAAAUGGGUGUCGACUCUUCGUUAUCCAAGUCCGUAAUGGACAUUGUCGGUUUCCUGCUGAUUUCGGCGGCGUACAUCCUGCAGGCUGUGUUCAGGGCGUGCUUGCCGAGGAAGUGGCAGCAAUUUAAGGACAUCAGUGGUGAAAUUGCACUAGUGACCGGUGGCGGUGGUGGUUUAGGCAGACUGUUGGCCCUACGUUUGGCCAAAUUGGGUGCCACCGUUGUUUUGUGGGAUAUCAAUGUUCAGGGCUUGGAAGAAACUGUGAAUUUAGUGAAGGGCAUCGGUGGUACCGCUUACGCUUUCAAAUGUGAUAUUGCAGAUAAGGACGAUGUGUACAGAGCGGCGGACAUAACGAGAAAAGAAGUUGGUGAUGUGACCAUACUUAUAAACAAUGCCGGCGUUGUGUCAGGCAAUUUGUUGUUGAACACUCCCGAUCAUCUUAUCAAGAGGACUUUUGAUGUCAAUAUCAUUGCGCAUUUCUGGACUGUAAAAGCGUUCUUGCCCAAGAUGAUCGAGACCGACCACGGACACAUAAUCACGGUGGCUUCGAUGGCCGGUUUCGUCGGCACAUACAAACUUGUGGAUUAUUGCUCCUCGAAAUACGCGGCGGUUGGCUUCGACGAAGCUCUAAGGGUGGAACUGGAGGCUCAGGGGAUCUAUGGCGUGAAAACGUCGGUCGUUUGUCCCUAUUUUAUACAGUCGACUGGCAUGUUUAAUGACGUGAAUACGAGGUUCCUGCCCACACUGAAACCCAACGAUGUUGCUGAUAGGAUCAUUGAGGCUUUGCAGAAGGAAGAAACUGUUGUUAUGAUGCCUAAUGUGUUUAGGAUUGGCUUAAUAUUGAGACUAAUUGUACCCUGGUCAGUUGUUUCCAUGUUCAUGCGAGGAUUGGUGCUGGAUCCAACCCCACAUCACAAUCCAAAAAUAAAAGAAAAGACGGAAAACGGCAACAUACCGAGCAUACCGAACGGAAAUAUCGAAGAAACAAUUGAUGGCUGUAAAUCUAAAAUUGAGAAAAUCGACGAUGUUCCGAAGAAUACGGUGAAACACGCUGUGGCAUCGAUACAGCAUCGGAAUGUCAAUGGCAAAAAUUUACAUUAAAUUAUUUGUUGUACAUUUUAGGAUAGUUCAGUUAUUUUGUUACAUAAUUUGUAGGUGAAUAAAAUAUUUUUUAAGAAAAAGUA
Molecule: messenger RNA, 1443 nt
Organism: Aethina tumida (small hive beetle)
Lineage: Eukaryota; Metazoa; Arthropoda; Insecta; Coleoptera; Nitidulidae
Product: epidermal retinol dehydrogenase 2
Exons: 6
Coding region: 263-1360 (365 amino acids)
Cellular component (GO): lipid droplet
Molecular function (GO): oxidoreductase activity, acting on the CH-OH group of donors, NAD or NADP as acceptor
Source: RefSeq, a predicted model, not a curated record